AAAAGAAAAAUAAAAAUUAUUUUGCUCUGGUUUCUGGAUUUCAUCACAACUCGCAGAUUCAAGGAUCUCAAUUUCUCCUCGCAAAACCUCUUAAUUUAUUUACAAAACCUUAAACUAUAUUUAAAAAAUGUCUAAAAUAAUAGUUGCUCACUUGUCACAUCCCCAAAGAGUGCGUAUCUUGUACAAAACAGUCCUGCGACUUCACAGAGGACUUCCUGAAGAACUUAAGGAAUUAGGUAACAACUAUGCACGAGAUGAGUUCCGUCGACACCUUAAAUGCAAUCCCUCCGAAGCCAACAUCUUUAUGACUGAAUGGGCAAAGUAUGCAGUGACACUGAGUGAACAACUCGGCCUUAGGGGGAAACCUAAAGGAAAACUUGGCGAUAUCCUCGACGUUGAUGCAGUGGAGAAAUUAAGUGACCAACAAACAGUACAACUCUACGAACUCAUGAUAGCCGCCAAAGGACUCGAUGAGAAUGCCACAGAACUUACCUCAGAAGGGCUCGGAACUAAUCAAAGAAAAUGAUGAUGUUAAAAAGAAAACCCGCCAUUUAGAAAAAUAGAAAAGUUUUUAGUAUUAAA
Messenger RNA from Eupeodes corollae, 582 nucleotides. It is a transcript of the gene Sdhaf3, whose product is annotated as succinate dehydrogenase assembly factor 3, mitochondrial. The coding region runs from base 128 to 526 and encodes 132 amino acids. The transcript is spliced from 3 exons. Gene Ontology annotation, cellular component: mitochondrion; mitochondrial intermembrane space. The record is from RefSeq and is a predicted model, not a curated record. NCBI's taxonomy places the organism in Eukaryota, Metazoa, Arthropoda, Insecta, Diptera, Syrphidae. Gene Ontology annotation, biological process: succinate metabolic process; mitochondrial respiratory chain complex II assembly.